CGAAGCAACCCCGUGGUUCCUCCUGUGUGACGCACGGAGCCCAGCCAGUGAGCUCAGUUCAGUUUAGCUCAACGCAGCUCAGAACCGUCCGUCUAGAGCAACAUGCAGGAUGGCGAGCGUGGAGACAGCCGCCGAACACGAACGUAUACUACGAGAAAUCGAGAGCACAGACACUAACUGUAUCGGUCCGACGCUGCGGUCGGUGUAUGACGGUCAGGAACAUGGCCUGUUCAUGGAAAAGCUCGACGUGCGGAUCAGGAACCAUGACCGAGAGAUCGAGAAGAUGUGUAACCAUCACUUCCAGGGGUUUGUCGACUCCAUCACAGAGCUGCUCAAAGUACGAGGGGAGGCGCAGAAACUGAAGUGUCAGGUGAUUGAAACCAACAGGCGUCUUCAGGAUGAUGGUAAAGAGCUCAUCAGUUCGAUGGAGGAGCUGCAAAAAUGUCGAUUGCAACAGAGAAACAUUGCUACCACCAUAGACAAACUAAGCCACUGCCUUCCAGUUCUGGAGAUGUACAGGAGACUCCAGGAGCAAAUGAGGACCAAAAGAUACUACCCUGCGUUGCGGACGUUGGAGCAGCUGGAACAGACAUGUCUUCCCAAGGCAGGGCAGUACCGGUUCUGCUCCAUCAUGGCAGAAAACAUCCCCAAACUGAGGAUACAGAUCAGGGACACGGCCAUGUCGCAGCUGAGAGACUUCCUGGAGAGCAUUCGCAAACACUCGGACAAAAUAGGAGAGACUGCUAUCAAACAGGCCCAGCUCCAGCGCUCCUUGGACAGCUCCGUUUCCAUGCAGCCGCAAGCCAUGAUUGGCCGGCGCAACAGAAAGGAGGCGAUGGCGGCGGUGGCAGUGACGGGGACGGACAGCGACAGACAGGGUGGCAGUCCGGUGUCAGAACAAGACUCUGGCAUUUUGGAUGUUGAGGAUGAAGAGGAUGAUGAAGUCCCUGGGGCUCAGGACUUGGUGGAUUUCUCUCCAGUGUACCGGUGUCUGCACAUCUACACUGUGCUGGGUUUGCGUGAUGUGUUUGAGAACUACUACAGAAAGCAGAGGAGGAAACAGGCUCGCCUUGUUCUGCAGCCCCACUCUAACAUGCAUGAAACCCUGGAGGGAUACAGACGGUACUUCAAUCAGAUUGUUGGCUUUUUUGUUGUUGAAGAUCACGUCCUCCACACCACACGGGGUUUGGUCAACAGAGCUUACGUGGAGGAGCUUUGGGAGCUGGCGCUGUCCAAAAUCAUCGCUGCCCUGAGGACUCACUCCUCGUACUGUGACGACCCCAACCUGGUGCUGGAUCUGAAGAACCUCAUUGUCCUGUUUGCCGAUACGCUGCAGGGUUAUGGUUUCCCAGUGUCUCAGCUUUUCGACAUGUUGCUGGAGAUGAGGGAGCAGUAUGGAGAAAUCCUGCUCAAGAAAUGGAAUAUCACCUUCAGGCAGGUGUUGGACCAGGACAACUAUAGUCCAAUCCCAGUCUCAACAGAGCAGGAAUACCGACAUUACACUUCCCAGUUUCCCUUGCAAGACCCCGAACUGGACAAGCUUCCCUUCCCCAAGAAGCUUCCCUUCUCUGAGUUUGUGCCAAAAGUCUAUUGCCAGCUGAAAGAGUUCAUCUAUGCUUGCCUGAAAUACUCCGAGGACCUGCAUCUGAGCUCCACGGAGGUCGAUGAUAUGAUCCGCAAGUCGACAAAUCUGUUGCUGACCAGAACCCUCAGCCACUGUCUGCAGUACGCCAUUAAGAAGAAGAAUGUCGGGUUGGCAGAGUUGGUGCAGGUGAUUAUUAACACCACCCACCUGGAGCAGAGCUGCCACUUCUUAGAAGAGUUUAUAUCAAACAUAACCAACGUUCCUCCAGACACAGCAAAUGCUACCAAACUGUACGGGACUUCCACCUUUAAGGAUGCUCGUCAUGCAGCCGAGGCGGAGAUCUACACCAGCCUGAACGCCAAGAUCGACCAGUUCCUGCAGCUGGCUGAUUACAACUGGCUGGCUGCACCGCAGGGAGGCGAGAAUUUGAGCGCCAGCGACUACCUGGUCGAUCUGAUCACUUUCCUAGGAAGCACCUUCAGUGUCUUCACCAAUCUGCCUGGUAAAGUUGCCCAGACGGCCUGCAUGUCUGCAUGCAAACACAUCGCCACCUCCCUGAUGCAGCUGCUGCUCGACCCGGAGGUCCGACAGAUCUCCAUGGGAGCUCUGCACCAGCUCAACACCGACGUCAAGGAGUGCGAGAGUUUUGCCAGAGCCAGCCCGGUCGCAGGCUUCCAGGGUGACACGUUGCUUCUGGCCUUCAGUGACUUGAGACAAUUACUGGAACUGUUCACCCAGUGGGACUGGUCCACCUACCUUGCUGAUUACGGCAAACCCACCUGCAAAUACCUGAGAGUCAACCCACACACUGCACUGGCCCUUCUGGAGAAGAUGAAGGAGACAAGCAGGAAGAACAACGUCUUCGCCCAGUUCAGGAAGAUGGACAGAGACAGGCAGAAACUCAUCGACACUGUUAUCAAACAGCUUCGCAACCUCAUCGCGCAGCACCAUACCUAAAGUGUGCCACGUCAUUGGUCAUAGAGCCUGAAGCCACCAUCCAGCCUGUAGCCUACUGGCUACUUCCUGGCUGGGGUCAAGCCUUAAAAAAGUAAAAAAAAAAAAAAAAAAAAAAAAAAAAGCCCUGAAACUGUCUGUUGUCUACUGGACAUCCACUCCAAAAGAAGCUGUUACAGAUCCUACUAUAAUCUUAACAUUUAGAUCCAGCUAACUGGAUCCUAGUGUAUCCGGCUUUCCGUAAUUAGCUCCCAACUAGCCUGAUGUCACCUCCGUAUUACCAGCUGUUGAAUAGGAUCCUUCAGAUACCGUUUACUCUCGUAUGCCCUGCUGUUUUAUGAUGUAACUGAGCCCUUUUUGUUAGAUAGAAAACAGCUAUUGGUGAGCCAAUUUAAAGAUUGUCUCCUUCACCGUGAGAGCACAGGAAGAUCUGAAUGUACGAUUUUGGUAGGGAU
Molecule: messenger RNA, 2994 nt
Organism: Melanotaenia boesemani (Boeseman's rainbowfish)
Lineage: Eukaryota; Metazoa; Chordata; Actinopteri; Atheriniformes; Melanotaeniidae
Gene: exoc6b
Product: exocyst complex component 6B
Exons: 22
Coding region: 110-2542 (810 amino acids)
Biological process (GO): Golgi to plasma membrane transport; intracellular protein transport; exocytosis
Cellular component (GO): exocyst; membrane
Source: RefSeq, a predicted model, not a curated record